This is a messenger RNA of Danio rerio (zebrafish), 2508 nucleotides long. It is a transcript of the gene snx4, whose product is annotated as sorting nexin 4. Gene Ontology annotation, biological process: protein transport. NCBI's taxonomy places the organism in Eukaryota, Metazoa, Chordata, Actinopteri, Cypriniformes, Danionidae. The record is from RefSeq and is marked provisional. Gene Ontology annotation, molecular function: phosphatidylinositol binding.
GGUAAACCAUGGCGGAUUCAGGAAGCGAGGAUAUAGCGGUGAUUGGAAACACAGACCUGACUCCGUCGGAGUCACAGAACAACUUAAAGAACACGAUGGUUGAAAAAGGGACAAGUCUUCUGAAGAAGAUGGAAAUCAGUGUGGCUGAAGCAGAGAAGAGGACCGGGAAGAAUGCAGUCAACAUGCAGGAGACUUAUACAGUGUAUCUUAUAGAGACGAGACCGGUGGAUGCUGCAUCAGAAGGGACCAGUCCUGUCCCAGAUUCUCUCUGGAGGCGUUACAGCGAGUUUGAGCUCCUUAGAAACUAUUUGUUAGUCACUUAUCCGUUUGUGGUGGUUCCACCUUUGCCUGAAAAACGGGCGGAAUUUGUUUGGCACAAGCUUUCGGCAGACAACAUGGACCCUGACUUUGUGGAGAGGCGUCGAGUUGGACUAGAGAACUUCCUGCUGCGAGUGGCUUCACAUCCAGUCCUGGCCAGGGACAAUAUCUUCUAUUUGUUUCUCACUGAGGAAAAAGCUUGGAAGGAAACCGUAUUCGAGACAGGAUUUCAGGCGAAGGCCGACUCCAGAAUAAAGGCGUUAAAUGCCACGUUCAGAGUAAAGAAUCCUGACAAGAGGUUUGCAGAAAUGAAACACUAUGGAGAUGAGCUGCAGGCUGUUGUUUCACAGCUGCUGAGAGUUCGGGCGAGAGCAGCUGAUCGCUUUUAUGGUGUCUACAAAGUCCAUGGAAACUAUGGAAGAGUUUUUAGCGAGUGGAGCGCCAUUGAGAAAGAGAUGGGAGAUGGGCUGCAGAGCGCCGGACACCACAUGGAUGCGUAUGCUGCCUCUAUAGAUGAUAUUCUAGAAGAAGAGGAGCAUUAUGCAGACCAGCUGAAGGAGUAUCUUUUCUACGCAGAUGCAUUGCGGGCAGUGUGUAGGAAGCAUGAACUGACUCAGUAUGAACUGGAGACAGCCGUCCAGGAUCUGAGCUCUAAGAAACAGCAGCGGGAGGAACUCGCCACCGGGACGGUCCGGACCUUCUCUCUGAAGGGAAUGACCAGUAAACUGUUUGGACAAGAGACCCCAGAGCAGAGAGAGGCCAAGCUGAAAAUGCUGGAGACACAGAUUGAAGAAGGAGAGGAAAUGGUCAAAGACAGAAAUGUAGAAUGCGAAGAGUUUGUGAAAGGUGCAUGGACGGACAUUGAGAGGUUCAAAGAGCAGAAAGACCAUGAUCUCCGAGAAGCUCUCAUCAGCUACGCCAUCAUGCAGAUCAGCAUGUGUAAAAAGGGAAUUCAAGUGUGGAACAACGCUAAAGAGUGCUUCAGUAAGAUGUAAGUGUUCGAGCAGGACAACCAGAACACCAGGGAGGCCUUGGAGAUGUCAAUCCAGAGAAGCACACACUCCUAGAGACUGACCAUGGGGACUAAAGUCUUCCUCUCUAUCUUAAACUUUUGUCAGCCUCUUGCACCAGAUGCUCUGGUGAAUAAAAGGUAUCGAAUAUUGACAUACACUAGUUUCAGAGUCCAAAUAAUGAAUAAAUGGGGUGCUGUUUUAUUUAUUUCCAUGUUUACCAGAUAGAUUUCUGAUCUGGUUACUUUUGUGAAUGCACUAUUCUGACCUACACAAGAGCUUGUGCAGAUAACAGACAAUUAAUGACUUAACGCUUCAGACAAUACAAUGACUUAUUAUUGAUUAAUCUGGAACUAUGUAAUGAUUUUUGUAUGAUUUGUUGUCUUUUUCUUUGCCUAUCUUCAUGCUUUUUGAUGCCAAAAUAAUUCAUUUUUAUACUUUUCAUUUUCUUUUUAUUAAAUCUAGUCAAUCAUAAAACACAAAAGCACAUUUAAAUUGUCAACAUAAGGGUGUGUAUUUUAUGAGGGGGAAAAAAGUUGUAUUUUUAUCAUACCCCUCACCCCACCCCACCCCAUAAUGGUGGUCCCGCACAUCUGGAACGUGUCCAGUUUCUAGUUUUCAUGCGUAAUGAUCUUUAUCAUCUGGCACGGAGGACACCAAGAGUCAGAUUUCCUAUGAAAAGUAAAGUAACUGUUCUUAUUCACAUGCAAACUAAAUUGGUCCUGACGCCCAUACAGCAAACAAAGUGCAUAAAUUCAUCAUAGUUUGCUGCUCUGUCACUUUUCUGCACGUUCAGCCAUAAAAGCAUAAGCUGUUUAUGACCACCGGCCCCCUCCCUUUCUACGGUUCAGUUCAUCUGAGAAAUAUUAAUAUGCUGUUUAUGCCUUAUUCAAGAAUAACUGCAUAUUUUCUUCACUAUGAAUGCCAUAUUUGUCAUGUGUUAUGAUGAAUGGGUGGGGUCGAUGUUUUGAUAUAAAUCUGGCUGAAGGAAUACGAAUGUCACAGGAAAGGCAGGAUAUUACAAUUUCCACAUUUUAGAGUAGCAUGAGCAACUCAGCCUGGUCAUUGGGUUCAUUUUUUGGGGGUGGAGAUGAUUAUUUGUAUAUAAGCUGUUAAAAUCAUUGUUGUGUAACACUAAUGGUAAUAAUAAUAGUAAUAAUAAAGUACCAUUAUCACUUGG